GUUCGUCGUUCCUCCCACCACAAGCUUCGAGGCCAAUCCAUGGCUUCCGUGUGUUCCGCAAUGGCGGAAAGCCGCUGACGCUAAAACUACCGUCGCUGCCAGCGGUGCCCGCAGAGCACUGCCUCUCCGCACAGCAAAUCCAACACAUGCAGCAGCAGCGGCAGCACCAGCAACAGCAGCAACAGCGGCAACAGCAAUGACAUCAGCGGGAACCAGCUCGUCACCCACGCCAACCCAGCCACUUUCUGAAGACACAGCGGGAUCGUCAGCGGCACGUAGAUUGGGAGUCAUCAAGAGAGCGAAUAUUGCCGACCUGCACUCGAAGAACUUCGUUCAGAAAGUGCAGUGCAUGCGCCCGACGGACUGGCGGGGGGUGCUUCGCGAGCUGCAGAUCGCCGAGGAAGCCUCCGACGCCCAGCCAUCUGAGUCCAGAAUCACGACGUUCAUGUACGCCAGCUGCAUCUCGCGGAUGGCCAAGGCGCGGAGAUGGGAAGAGGCGCUAGACAUCUUGCAGAGGAUGAGAGCGCGAGGUUUGCAGCCCAACUCCUACUGCGUGAGCUCGGCGAUCAAGGCGUGCGGGUCGAAGAAGCGGUGGAGGGAGGCGCUGGAGCUCCUGGAGCGCCGGCGGGAGGACCUCGGGGAAGGGAGCCCUGUCGACGAGUACUCGUUGAGCGCGGCGAUCUACGCCUGCGGCAACUCGGGGGAGACAGGCAAGGUGCUGGAGCUGCUGGAAGAGUUGAAGGUCGGCGGAAAGACGCCUCACCCGUUCUCCUAUACCGCGGCCAUCUCGGCCUGCGGGGACAGCGGGAUGGGGGACAAGGUGAUGCAGCUCUUCGAGGACAUGAGGCAGGCCAGGGUGCGCACCGACGGCUUCAUCGACGUGUACUGCGUGAAGACCACCAUCACGGCCCUCGCCAAGAGCGGCAAGUGGAAGCAGGCGCUCAAGAUUUACCUCGAGAUGCUGGACGCCCUGCCCGCCAACAGCGACGCGCCCGAGGCCAACCUCAACCUCGACGCCUUGCGCGAUGCCAGCCUCGCGUGCGGGCGCGCGGGGGACUGGAAGGCCUCGCUCAAGCUGCUGGACGAAAUGCGCGCCGUGGCGAUCACCCCCGAGAGCGGGUGCUACAAGGCCGCCAUGCAGUCCUGCGUCCGCAACAAGCAGUGGGAGAGGGCCACAAGCCUGAUCGACGAGAUGACUCUCACGUACGGGAUGGUGCCCGACCUGGAAACCUACCAGGUGGCCAUCAGCGCCGCGGGGUGCGCCUCGCUGUGGCCCAAGGCCACCAAGAUGCUGCGCCAGAUGCGGCAGAACGGGCUGCAGCCAGACCCCAAGACCUACAGCGCGGUCAUCACCGCUUCCGGCAAGGCCAAGAAGUGGGAGGAGUCCCUCCGGCUGCUCGACGACAUGCGGGAGGUCGGGGUGGAACCAAACUGCCACAACUUUAACGCGGCGAUAGCGUCCUGUGGGGUUGCCCGCCAGUGGCAGCGCGCCGUUGGGCUCCUGGGCGAGAUGAAGGGUGGCGGGCUCGAGCUGGGUCUCUCCUCGUACAACGCUGCCAUCUUGGCGUGCGCUACUUCUGCGCGCGGGGUUGAGGCGUCGGCGCUCCUGGGGGAGAUGCGAGCGGCAGGGGUGGAACCUAACGCGGCCACCUACCUUCCCGUGAUCACGGCCUGCGGGAAGGCCGGCAUGUGGGAGCAGUCCUUGGUGCACCUGCGCGAGAUGACCGCGCAGGGGCUAGCCCCAAACAGCCCCAUCUACACCGCCGUCAUCACCGCCUGCGGCCACGCCAAGGAGUGGGAGAAGGCGCUCGAGAUCCUCGCGGAGAUGCCGGCCGCCGGCGUCAAGGCCAGCGUCUACCACUACAACACGGCGCUAGACGCCUGCGACAGAGCGGCGCAGGGCGAAGCAGCCGUGGUGCUUCUGCACGAUAUGGACGGACCUCCCGGAGUGAGCCCCAACCCGAGUAGCUACCAGUCCGCGAUGUCGGCCUGCGGUUCCGAGGGCCGGGUCGAUCUAGCUCUGGAGUUGCUGGAGGAGGUCAAGGCGGCAAGCACGACGAGGCCGGAGCUGGCUCCCUCCAGCAAGCUGUACGCGUCGGCGCUCCAAGCGUGCGUCAGCUCCCCCCCCGACGGGUCGAACGCGCGGAAGGCCAAGGAGCUGCUCGAGGAAGCGCGGGGGGCGGGAAUCGCGCUGAACUGGCGCUCGUACAAUUGUGCCAUCAUUGCGGCGGCGAAGGCGGGGGAGGUCGACGAAGCGCUUGCCAGGCUGGCCGAGAUGAAGGACGCCGGCUUGACACCGAACGUGAUGAGCUACAGCUGGAUCCUCCCCGCGCUCGCGAGCCGGGAGCUGUGGGAAGAGAGCCUGGCGCUCGUCGAGGAGAUUAAGGGGUACGGGCUGCUGCGCACCCCGUUCGCGUACUCGGUCGUCGUUGCGGCCCACUCCGCCGCCGGCAGGUGGGAGGAGGUCUGCGGCGUGCUCGAGGACAUGAUUGCGGCGGGGGUGGCCAUGAAGGCCGGCGUCGCGGGGAAAGUUGCUUCCGAGACGAUGACCGGUCGGGAAGGGGCGGAGAGGGCGCUGGAGCUGCUGGAGAGGGGAGUGGAGGCACCUGGCUCUGAUGCAAGCGCGGCGUCGGCAUGA
Ectocarpus siliculosus is the source of this 2638-nucleotide messenger RNA. NCBI's taxonomy places the organism in Eukaryota, Phaeophyceae, Ectocarpales, Ectocarpaceae. The record is from the annotation of a GenBank genome assembly.